AUGACUGGUUGUGGUCGCACUGCAGACAAGUACUGGGCCUCGCCACUGCCUUUAUUCCAGCAGUUGCACGUCCCGCAAAGGACUCGUCAAACAUCAACUGCCCUGCCACCACCACCGCCACCUUGUGCCCUCCAAAUGUUGUUGGUUGUCGUGCAAAUGCCGCUCUUGGCGGCCUAUUGCUACGCCGACGAGUGGCUGCAACUGGCGUCCACUUGCACCGCGAUCCGAAAAGAACUGCGUGUGGCGACUCGAGCGCUGGACUUGGUGCCGGCUCGAGCAGCGCUACAGGAUGUCCACGUUGACAGGUUGCUGCGUUUGUUUCCUAACGUGUCGAAGGUACUCAUGUCUGGAUGCAAUGCGAUCACAGACAACGGGUUGACAUUGGUGGCGUCACUGCUCAAGCUGCAGACUUUGCAUCUCAAAGGCUGCGACCAGGUCACCGACGCCACCAUGGUGCUGAUGGGGCAGUUGCCACAACUGACAUCGCUGGACGUGGGCUACUGCGGCCGUAUUACGAGUUUGGCAGCGUUACCUCGCACAUUGACGUCAUUAAACCUGAAGAACUGUAAAGGAAUCGACGACGACGCGUGCGCUGCAUUGACCCACUUGACAGCCCUCGAAUCGCUCAACUUGUGGUAUUGCCAUCAAGGCCAACUCUCGGACAUGGCCAUGGAGUACGUGGGUGAACUGGUCAAUUUGAAGUCGUUGGUUCUGUCCAAUUGCAGUCAAAUCUCAGACAACGGCUUGAACGCCAUCAUUCGAUGCAUGAAACUCGAAGUGUUGGAGUUAGCCAACCUCGGCGAUGUCAGCGACCAAGGCUUGUGGCACCUGCAUUCGUUGGUGAAGUUGCGAUCGCUGGAUCUGUCCGGGUGCUAUUCCAUAUCGGAUGCCGGUACCAUCAUGCUACGCCACUUUCCCGCCCUGGAAUCGUGCAAUUUGUGGUAUUGCUCCAACUUGACCGACGACACUGUUGCCAACUUGGUGCACGGGUCCACGUGCAUUACAUUUUUGAACGUUAUGAAAGUCCUACGGCUUACCGAUGUGUCGCUGGCGCUGAUGGGUUCAAGACUGCUCGCAUUGAAAACCCUGGACCUGGGCAAUUGCGAAAGUAUCACGGACACGGGCCUGACUUCCGUUGCAAGGCUAACGCGGCUGGAAUCGUUGACGUUAGGAUCGUGCACUGGCAUAUCCGAUGCUGGAAUCGGUGCGUUGGCGCCGUUAUGCCAGCUCAAGGUGUCACGGUGCGACUGCGGGGUCCACGACUCUGCCGAGGCUGCGAAGCCAGACGAGGCCCCGAUCGACCCUCUGCCUCUCCUGAAGACCGCGUUGCCUUUCUCAUCUACCAAGACGGAGAUCCCUCAACCGUCAACUGCCAAUGCAGUGCUGGACUUGUCCAAGUGCCGCCAGCUCGGAGACCAAGCGCUCGACGGAUUGGAACAGCUCGUAAACUUGGAAUCCCUCAACCUGAUGCGGUGCUGUCAGUUCACGGACGCCGGCGUCACACACCUGAAGAAUCUGACCAAGUUACGCAUGUUAAACCUGGCCAACUGCCGCCUCCUCACAGACGCGAGCUGUCGGGUGUUGAGCGGCCUCGUGAACUUAACCUCUGUCGUGUUGUGGUACUGCCACGGACUUACGGACCACGGCAUGGCCCAGCUAGCGACUUUGACCAAACUACGCAGUCUCGAUGUGGCCGGCUGCUCCAAGCUAACGACAGCCGCCGUGGUGGCGCUGUCGUCGCUACCGGCGCUGGAAAGGUUGGACAUGGGGAAUUGUGUCCUUAUCACGGACGACGCCAUGCCCCACCUUGCUAUGAUACAAACGCUCAAGUCGCUCAACUUGGCGGAAUGCAGCGAGCUAUCGGACGUGGGUGUGAAAUGCUUGGUCGCGUUGCCUCGCUUGUCGUCCAUCAACUUGUGGUAUUGCAACAAAAUCACCAAGGACGGCAUUGAGUUCCUGGCGCGGCACACGUCCAUCGACCGUUGA
Messenger RNA from Aphanomyces astaci, 1986 nucleotides. RefSeq lists its product as hypothetical. The record is from RefSeq and is a predicted model, not a curated record. The transcript has 3 exons. Gene Ontology annotation, cellular component: SCF ubiquitin ligase complex. Gene Ontology annotation, molecular function: protein binding. NCBI's taxonomy places the organism in Eukaryota, Oomycota, Saprolegniomycetes, Saprolegniales, Verrucalvaceae. Gene Ontology annotation, biological process: SCF-dependent proteasomal ubiquitin-dependent protein catabolic process. The coding region runs from base 1 to 1986 and encodes 661 amino acids.